This is a messenger RNA of Naumovozyma dairenensis CBS 421, 2148 nucleotides long. RefSeq names its product Msc6p (gene MSC6). Lineage: Eukaryota; Fungi; Ascomycota; Saccharomycetes; Saccharomycetales; Saccharomycetaceae. The record is from RefSeq and is a predicted model, not a curated record. The transcript has a single exon. The coding region runs from base 1 to 2148 and encodes 715 amino acids.
AUGCCUAUCGUAAGACAAGCUCUCGGAAGCAGAUUCAUUGUGACAUCAACGAUUCGUAGGCUUCAGUCCACAGUGAAUAGUUCGCGAUUGAACUUAACUAAGUUAAAUAACACUGAUGGAGUGUCACCAAUAGAAAACCAACACAACGAGCAGGCCAAUGAGUAUACAAAUCAGUCUCAUGGAUUUACAAGACAAAAUAGAGCUGCUGCUCAUCCAGCUACAUUACUGAAAAAUAAGUUAACCAGUGAAUUGAGAAAGAACAAUAGUAGUCUACUUGAAAUAUUCAAUACUUUCAAAAUGGGAGUCAACGAAGUUUGUGAAGAAAAUGAUAACCCAGAAUAUUUCCAAAAGACUUUUGGUUUAAACAAACCACUAGCCGAUUUAUUAACUAAAUCAUCCAAUACCAACGAUGCUGAUAUUGAUCCAUAUCAAAUCUUAGAUACUAUGUGCCAAUUACAGGUUGCUAGAUCUGAACAUUUCGAAAUUGUUAUGGAUUAUUUCUUAAAAAAUGGGAAAUUUCAAGACAUUUUAGCAUUAUGGGUCAGAUAUUUACAAACUAUUACAGAAAAUCCAUACUCUUUAAAUAAUAAGGUGGAAUUUAAAACAGCGAAGGGGAAUAAUGCAUAUAUGAAUCCGCAUGCUAAAAAUUUGGCAAUUACUGCUGUUUCUUACAUUUUGUUACUUGAAAAUAAACCAAGUUUGGAAACUUUAUAUGAUCUUUUAAGAUUAGAUAAAAGUUUGGGUCAAAAAAUUCCAUUUACUUCAAUGAAGGAAGUUAUUGAUAGAGAAUUACCAGAACAGUAUAAAGUAACUGCCUCCGAGGGAUUCAAUGUUCUGCUUAAGAUUUUCAGCAAAUCAGAUAAGGAAUGGUUUCUACGUCAUAUUGACAAUAGUUUACAAGUUAAAAAAAUCGAUGAUCUCUACCAUUCAUAUACAUAUGUCAAAGAAGAUUUAGAUGCUGACAUUUUAACGAGGUUCAUGGAUAAAUAUACUGCAUUCAAUCAAUUUGAUAAAACUAUUAGUAUUUUUAAUGAAUUAAAAGACCAAUUUAAAGAUAAUAAAAGUUUCCAAAACCGUUUACUUAUAGCAGUUGGUCGUUUAGACAGUAAUAUCAAUAACGUUACUAGCACAAAUAAAUUAAAUAGAGUCCUAGCAGUUUGGAACAGCAUAGUGAAACCAAGUAAUCCGGAUGCUUCCUCCUAUGCUGCCCUAAUUACAGCUUUGAAUGAUUCUGGGAAUUUUGAACAUUUUAAAACAGUUUGGAGUAGGGAUAUUCCAGAGAAUAUUAAGGAAAAUAGCGAAGUUAAAGAAGCGUAUCUAUUAUCAUUAUUAAAAUCGAAAAACGUGUCAUACAAAGAAAUCAAAGAUAAGAUUCCUGAAAACAUUAACUCGCUUGAGUUGAUUAAUGCAGUUUUAAUUAGUAUUGUACUUGAUGCAGAAGUCACAAGAGAUCAAUUUAAAGAAUUUUAUUCCAAACGUAUUAGACAUGAACAAGAUGCCACUACAAAGAAAAUAUCAAAUAUUCAAACUACUGCUAUAAAAAUGUAUGCCGAUUAUAAAUACUAUGAGCAUCCGGAGAAUUUCCAAUUUGAGCUUCCUUUGAGAGAUUUUAAUAAAUCGUUAGCUAUCAUCGAAGAAUUUCUUAGAGUUGCUCCAACAUUACAGUCAAUCGAACUACUAUAUGAACAAACUAAGGAACCAUUUGACAAGAGAAGGUUCAAAGCAUUUGCGAAGGCUACGUUUUUGAAAAAUGAUAUUGAUAUUGAUUUUUCUGAAAAAAUAUUUAGAGAUUUUGUAAAGGGAGCCAAAUCAAGAGAGUUAAGGAGUGAAGGUUUCCAAAAUAUGGUGGAAACAAUGAUUGACGGAUUUUGUUUCAUAAUAAGAAGAAAUAGAGAUUCCUCUAUAUUAUUGAAAAUAGAUACUUAUUGCCAACUGGCUGAAAAUUUAAACAUUCAACUAGGGAAUAGAACGUUAACUAGGUUACUAAGAACACUGGCAAACUUAUCCAAAAAUAGAGCUACUAAAUUUACAGAAGAGGAAUCUAAAUUUAUUGAAAACUUUUUAAAUUCACUGGAAAAGAAUGAUUCAUACGUUCCCUCUAGAAGUGAUAUUCAUGCCAUCAAGAAAUUUGGCUUAGAACCUCGCUAG